AUGUCAUUAAGCUAUUCGUCCUAUUAUACUUUUCUUUAUCUUGUGUUUAUUCUCAAUCAAUUACCAGUCCUGACAACCAAUAAUCGUCCCACAUUUGAUCCUCAAUUGCAUUUCACAAAAGACUAUUCAAGAUAUUCAGAUUUAUCAACUGGUCUUCCAGCGUCUCAACAACUAAUUGAACAAACAUUAGAUUUGAAAAAAGAAGAUUUACAAUCAAAAUUUCGAACAUUAUCUAAAACUAAUAUUAAUUUAGAAUAUUUAAAUUUUGUUAAAUUAAAUUCAAAAGCUAAAUUGCAUCCAACAGCAUGCAUAGCAUUAAAUGUAAUCGAACAGUUGCAAACAGUUGAAUGUUUACAGCAACAAUUGAAAUUAACAUUUGAUACACAAGCAAAUGCUCAAUUAACUUAUACUAAAUGGUUAUCACUAAUAAGCAAAAUUAAUUAUAUUAAUGGUGGCAAAGAAUGGGGAUGUAUUAAUGUGACAACACAACAACCAGUUGUAAUUAUGAAACGAAUUGUACAUCAUACAAUGGAAUUAAUCAAAAAUCAAAUAACAAUCAAUGUAACCAACGAAACUAAUAUUAGUCCAUUAGUUUGUUUUUCAAAUUUAACAAUGAGUAUGGCACUGGAGCAAAUGAAACCAAAAAUAAUACAAACAACGACAACAACCACAAAGACUACCGAAAAAUCAACGCCACUAUCUCCUAAAGUUACAACAAAUACAACAAAGAUCAGUUCGUUAGUUAGCAGCAGAAGAGUGAGCUUAAACAACAAUUUAAUAUUCAACCGUGUAAAACGUUUUCUUUUUUCACAACUUACACCUCUUUUACCACCACCUGGACAAAUUUAUUUUCCUGGUCAAUCUAUUAGUAUAGCAUGGUCAAUAAAAAAUAUCGAUGCAUCGAAAUUUUUAACAGUCAAAUUAAAACGUACUAGACUCGGAUUGGACAAAGAAAUAGACGAAUUUACAGUAAAAGCUGGUCAAGGAAAUUACCAGUAUACAAUACCGCCAAAUCUAGAAACAGCCAGCACCGAUGAUUAUUAUUUUAAAUUCGAGUGUUCAGUAUGCGUAGACGACACAAGCAAUAGUUUUCGUAUACCAACAAAACCUACAAUAAUUCCCGGUUCAGAACCGGCCGAAAAUGAUAUUUAUUAUCCAGGUGACCAAAUUACAUUUAAUUGGACUAGUGCUGCUUUCGAUCAAUCACAAACAGUCACUGUUAGCUUUAAACGUAAGCGACUUGGAAUUGAUGAAAUAAAAGACUCAUUCACAGUUUUAGCAACGAGUAACGCUUACAACUAUACAAUUUCACCGGAUUUAGACAUUUCGUCUAACGACCAAUAUUAUUAUUUCCAGUUUGAUUAUUGUUCAGACUUGUCUGCAUCUCUGUUCAAUAUAGAUGAUUGUAAACCUACAACAAAUACGUUUUAUGUUCCAACGAAGCCCUACAUUCAGCCAAUCCUACCGUCAUUUGGUGAUUAUUUUUAUCCCAAUCAACAAAUAACAAUAUCAUGGUUUUCGGCAAAUUUUGAUGAUAAUCCACCUCUUAAAAUACAGCUUAAAAGAUAUAGUUUCACAUAUGACUCAGAUGAGGGUGAUGAAUUUACAUGUGAUACAAAAUCAGAUAGUUGUCAGUUUGUACUUCCAUCAGUUAAUCCGUCAAUUGAUGAGUAUUAUUUCGAAUUUAACUGGUGUCGUCAUUGGUAUAGUAUGUACUGUACAACGAAAGGUAACCGUUUUUCUAUGCCGAGCCAUGGUAUAGGCUCGUGGAAUUAUAAUCCAGUAACAGGUCAAGCAAACCAACCAUACACUUUAUUACAUAAGGAUUGUUCAAACAUAUGUUCAGACCCAACAACAUUAGACGGAAUAUGUCGACUAUGUAACGACAAGCGUCCACGUGUUGGCAUCAAUUUAACUUGUAGUAACUGUUAUAUAAUUUACGAUUAUAGUCUUGUACAAAUGGAUUUAGUUCGGAAAGAUGGAUCAUUAUCGUUUGGUCAUUUAGUAACAGAAAUAUAUAUGAAAUCAACAAUCAAUUUGGAUCUAUCAUUAAGCGCCAGUUAUACAUUAAUAACCAAAGGGACUCUUCAAAUCUUGAACCGUCUGACAUUAGUUGGCUACUCAUUUAGUAUUGCUUCAGUCUCAUUUGGGAUUGAUGUUGGAGUUGAAAUGGAAAUACCGUGGUCUGUUCAACUGGAUGCUAUCGGAUCUUUAACAGCUGGCAUCCAGUAUCAACUGGAUACAAAUAUAACAUUAUCUGUAGAUGAUCAAAAUAAGCAAACAACAAAUGUUCAAUACAAUCUAGAGAAAAUAUAUCAUCCUGUUAGGGCUAAUUUUCAGGCUGAUUUGAUUAUUGAUGUUGCAUUUAAACCAUCAUUAUCAAUACAAGCACUCGUGUUUGAUAUUGGUAUAACAACUGAAGGUUACUUAACAUUUGAAAAUCAAUUUCGUUUUCCACCAUUUUCUCCGAUUCCAUCUAAUCAGUUUAAUUGGAAUCAACAAAAACCGUCACUGUUUCAUUUAUCCUAUCCUAAUGAUUCAUGUUCAUCUAAGCAUUUCAUUGAAUAUCAUAUUGAAUUUGGUAUACGUCAUACGGUACUCUAUUUAAGUAUAGAUAUCCUUGAUCAAAUACCAGCAUUUAUCGAAAGAUUUGUCUUAUAUUUCGAAACACCAAGUUUCCUUGACUUAGGUCCAUAUGAGUUAGUUGGUGGCUGUCUAUUUAAAGCACCUCAAAAUGAUUUUUUCCAAUCAUUAGAAUUAUUUUUGAAUAAUCCACUUUCAUCUGAUCAGCAAUCGUCGAUAUAUUUUUCUAGAUCAAUUAUUUAUGAUCUGUCACAAUCAUUGCAGAUACCAGAAUCAAGAAUUUAUUUUAACACUUCGUAUCCCUAUUACGAUCAGUCGACAAAUACACAGUUAACUGUUGUGUCUAUAUCAAUAUUACCAUCCCCUACACAAAACAUAACAGAUCCAGAUGUAAAUAGUCUAGUGCAAAAUCUGAUCAUGCAAGAAAUGAAUCAAAACUCAACAUUGUAUUCAGGUAUUUUUACAAGCUCGUUAGUACAACAACAAACAAUACAAUCAGAUAUUAAGAACAGUUUAAUGACAUCAUCAACAACUAUUCCAUCACAAAUUACUCAGGUUACAACUAUCAACAACAUUUUAACAAAUAAACUCAGUCCAUACCCAUACACUUCGUCAACGCCAUCGAUACUUCUAGUUUCUACAGUUGCGAAAAACGCCACAUCUUCCUUUAUUAGUAAUACAGUUUCAGAUCUUUUCCAAAAACUUUCAUCUACAAUUGUAACCACUUCGGCUCCCACAAGCAUAUCACUAAAUUCGUCAUCUGCUUUUAAAACCAGUACCUAUUCUUCUUCUGCUACAGCAUCAACAAACAUAUACAGUAACUCAUCUGUUUCCGAAUCUACGUUUAAUCAGCUAUCACAAAUUUCAACAUUCACUUCUCAACAACAUCCUUUUGUCACCUCGAGUACAGUAUCGAGAGAACAGCAGCAAAUCACGACCGCUAUACUGCGACUUUCCUCGCAGUCUUCUGCUUUGGUAACUUCUUCGACAAAAAAUUCUGCAUUUACCUCCAAUGCAAUUGUGUAACAACAAAUGACAAAUACGGCUACGCCAACGACAAGUAUAAGAGACACCUCUAUGGCAUCAAGUCAAAGAACCUCUUCCAUAAAACAAAAUCUUCCACUAUCAACGCUCAGUAUCUUUUCACAAUAUCAACCAUCUACAACAGUCUCAUCCAAAGGUGCAUCCCAAUCUUCUGCUAUGGCAAUUUCUUCGACAAAAAAUUCUGCACUUACCUCCAAUGCAAUUGUGCAACAACAAAUGACAAAUACGGCUACGUCAACGACAAGUAUAAGAGACACCUCUAUGGCAUCAAGUCAAAGAACCUCUUCCAUAAAACAAAAUCUUCCACUAUCAACGCUCAGUCUCUUUUCACAAUACCAACCAUCUACAACAGUCUCAUCCAAAAGUGCAUCACAAUUCUAUGCAUCAACAUCACAGUCAACAAAUACAACCUUAUUUGCCUCGCAGUCUUCUGCUAUGGCAAUUUCUUCGACAAAAGGCUCUACACUUAGCUCCACUGCAAUUGUGCAACAGCAAAUGACAAAUACGUUUACGUCAACGACAAGUAUAAGAGACAUGUCUACGGCAUCAAGUCAAAGAACCUCUUCCAUAAAACAAAAUCUUCCACUAUCAACGCUCAGUCUCUUUUCACAAUACCAACCAUCUACAACAGUCUCAUCCAAAAGUGCAUCACAAUUCUAUGCAUCAACANAAAAUCUUCCACUAUCAACGCUCAGUCUCUUUUCACAAUACCAACCAUCUACAACAGUCUCAUCCAAAAGUGCAUCACAAUUCUAUGCAUCAACAUCACAGUCAACAAAUACAACCUUAUUUGCCUCGCAGUCUUCUGCUAUGGCAAUUUCUUCGACAAAAGGCUCUACACUUAGCUCCACUGCAAUUGUGCAACAGCAAAUGACAAAUACGUUUACGUCAACGACACACAGUGGGCAACUAAGCGGACAUUAGGCCAAAAAGUCGAUUUUAUCUAUCUUGAAAUACAAAUAGUGCAAAAUGUAGCUCUUGAAAUUCUCUAUCGAAUGGUGUAUAAACGUCUAUUGUGAACUGAAAUGUUCAAGGAGAAAAACACCUUACAAAAAACACGAGUAUUAAAGACAUCUAUACGAAAACCUUGAUUGUUCUGCCACCGUCUUAACUAAAUAAGUUUUAAAGCACAUAUUUGGAAUCAG
Didymodactylos carnosus is the source of this 4772-nucleotide messenger RNA. The record is from the annotation of a GenBank genome assembly. NCBI's taxonomy places the organism in Eukaryota, Metazoa, Rotifera, Eurotatoria, Philodinida, Philodinidae.